Molecule: messenger RNA, 498 nt
Organism: Fusarium fujikuroi IMI 58289
Lineage: Eukaryota; Fungi; Ascomycota; Sordariomycetes; Hypocreales; Nectriaceae
Exons: 3
Coding region: 1-498 (165 amino acids)
Source: RefSeq, a predicted model, not a curated record
AUGAAGCAGAGCAGCAGCAUUGAUACGCCGCAUUUGUUUUCGAUACUGGCUUUGGGGUUCUUUAUCUGGGAUGCUUCGCUUGGAGUACUGGGCCGACUGGGACAAGAGCAUGAUGAGCUGCCAGCAGAUUAUCGGUACAGCCAAGGUCACUCAUAUGCUCAGAACUACUUGGUGCUCUACCCACUCUCCAAACACGAGUACAAUUCCGUUGCCCGCCGAAAGGGUGUGUCGGUUCCUCCCACUACAGCCGCACUCCGACACGCCGCUGGUACCGACGAUUUCCACCGCGCAAAAGAAUCUGGGUGGUGGGCCUCUAGUUGUAAAGACCGCGAACCCGCUACUGCUUCAGAAAGGAAUCUUGCGACUGACCCACGUCCAAGAGCAGCGAUAUCAUCAUCUCUGGGUCGCCGUUUCGCCACGCCGCCUUGCCGCCUAAGAUCUCGGGCUAUCUUUGUCAGGCUAGUGACCGUUAAGGCAUCGCCAGUUACUUGGCGGUAG